UUGUUUGUCGGCUGAUUAACCGAUGUUCCAUGUCAUCUGCCAUGUCAUCAACUCGGAUUUGACAUGUCAUCACUAACGGUCGCCCAAUUUACAACUGAGUUACGAGACCUUUCAGUUGUCUUCUUCAUCUUAUUUUUGAAUGAUUACACAGCCUUUCUUUUCUUCUUCAUCAUCUCAGUUAUCUAUCCUCUUCAUCUUUCUCAUAUGGUAAUGGAUCCCGUUAUUAUUGUUUCCGGUAAAUGGAUUAUGAAAAAACGAUAUGUAUUCAACGUCGACAGUAGAGGGUGUAGAGUUCUUCAUUUAGGUGAGAAAACUAAACUUGAAGAUUUCACAAAGUCUGUCAUCGACGAUUACGGUUUGAAUGAUUUGAAGGUUCAUAUUCUGCUUAGCUACAUGUUUUCGAAUAAAACAUUGAAAACAAUGGCGCACAACACUCCACCAGUUUACGUGUCCAACACUCGACAAUUGCAAUGUUUUCUAAGCUUAAAGAAAAGCGAACAACUACGUCUCUGUGUGGAGAUUACAGAGAAAAAGGAUGACAGCUCAGACGUAGAAGCUUCAGAAGAAGAAGCUUCAGAAGAAGAAGCUUCAGAAGAAGACGCUUCAGAAGAAGACGCUUCAGAAGAAGACGCUUCAGAAGAAGAAGCUUUAGAAGAAGAAGCUUUAGAAGUUGAGUCUAUAGAGAAUGGGAGUUACGAUGGUUGCAGUUUGGAGGAUGAACAAGAUGAAAUUGAGAAUGACUGCUUUAGUAACGUUGAAAUACACGACGUAGCCGGAGAAGAUGAAAUAGGCAAAGAAAACGAAGAAGAUGAUGAAUUUGAAAGUCGAUUUGAUAUGUUCGAUGACUCGGACGGUGCGUCAUCUGAAGAUGAUAACUUCAGCACAUACGGUGAGUCUCCUAUCGAAGAAGACGAAGAUUCACCAACGCUACCUUCCAAGAAGAGAUAUCAGAACUUCUUGAUGAGCGAAUCUAAAGGGAAUCUGGAGGUUUUGAAGUUGGAGAUGUCGUCGUUAGACCUUGCGGUAGGACAACGAUACUUGACUAAAAAGCAUUUGAAGAGACGACUGAAACUUUUUACAGUGAGGCAUCAAUUUGAUUUUGAUGUAGAAAUAUCAAACCUGACAACAUACGUUGUUAAGUGUUGGGUUGAUGGAUGUACAUGGAGAGUUCGUGCAUCUACCGAAGGAUUGUCCCCGCAGUUUUAUAUUCGUAUUUACGACUCGGAUCAUGCAUGUUCUACCACUUGGCUUCUUCUCACAACACAUAGAAGGGAAGACAAACCGGAAAACAUGGAAACUAAGAUCGGACGCUACAGAUCAAACUUGGGAAGUGAUACAAGAAGGCAGGAGACUCACCGGAGGUUGGAAAGAUUUCACCACAGCACAUGACCUUCAAAUCGGUGACAUUGUCAUCUUCAAACACGAAGGAGAUAUGGUGUUUCAUGUCACACCAUUUGGUCCUAGCUGUUGUGAGAUUCAGUAUACACAUCCUCACAUCAUCAAGGAAGAAGCCGAUGCGGAUGAUGUUCCUUCUUUCUCAUUUGACUAUUGUUUUCAGGCUGAGGUCACUGCUUCGAAUCUAAAAGAAGACAAACUUUAUCUUCCUGAGGGAGCUACGACUUGUACUGCUUUGAACAAACAAUGCCAAGAGAUAAUACUUGUCAACAAAGAGGGAAAUUCAUGGACUGUGAGUUUGCGAUUUAGCGAAGUAGACGGCAUGUAUUACAUCAGAAGAGGCUGGAGAAAGUUCUGUCGUGCUAACAGAUGCGCCAUAGGAGACUUAUUUGUGUUCAAUGUGGUUGGAGAUGGGAAAACUACUCCACUAAUGUGUGUAUGUCCGGAAAAGGAAGAGUGAUUUUGAACCUAAACUUAUGUAUGUCGAACCAGAAAUUUAUGUAUGUCUCUUUUUAUGGCUGACUAAUACUCAUAUAAUGGCUGGGUUAUUGUUUGAUUAUGACUUAAUUAACGUAACGGCUGAGUUGCAUUGAACUUAAUAGCUGAGUUAUUAAAACGUUAUGACUGACGAAUACUCGUAUUAUGGCUGGGUUAUUGUUUGAUAGUGACUUAAUUAACGUACCGGCUGAAUUGCAGUUAACGUUAUAACUGAGUUAUUAAAACGUUAUGACUGACGAAUACUCGUAUUAUGGCUGGGUUAUUGUUUGAUUAUGAAUUAAUUAACGUAUCGGCUGAGUUGCAUUGAACUUAAUAGCUGAGUUACUAAAAACAUUGCGUCUAAAUUAUGAUUACAACACAUGACUACGCAAAGAAAUAGUACCAAAAUAUGGCCAUACCAAACCCACAAACCACCACUGGAAACAUCAAACACUUCAUCUUUUCCGCUUUACCGAGUUCUUUCUCCAACCGACCAACGUCUACUCUCAGAUCUGAUAUGCCUUUGGUCAUGUCACUCAUCACCGAUUUCAUAUCUUCUACCUCUUCCACCAAGCACUCGUCCGCCCAUUUGAAUAAAUGUCUCUGAUUUCACCAACAUGCCCAGCUCUUAGUAUCACAUUGACAGUAUAAUGAAUAAAAUUAAAAAUCAAACCUUAAUAUAUCCUUUGCGACAGCAAUAGUACAGUCGUCCUGGAUUAGCCCGUGAUGCAGAUGUACAUAAUUCAGCGGGUUCACCACACCAACACUGUUUCGGCGUUCCUCUUUCCACAUGCCGGCGGUGAAAGUAAGUGUUACCAGACACAGAUGAUGAAGAAGACAUUUUCUUUGAAUGAAAGAGAAAUUGGUGUGAAAGACAAAGUUAAAACAAUAGUGGUAGUAAUAUAAAAUCAUUUUUUUUUUAAAUUCAAAUAAA
Messenger RNA from Brassica rapa (field mustard), 2806 nucleotides. RefSeq lists its product as uncharacterized. The record is from RefSeq and is a predicted model, not a curated record. Lineage: Eukaryota; Viridiplantae; Streptophyta; Magnoliopsida; Brassicales; Brassicaceae.